Chlamydomonas reinhardtii is the source of this 8590-nucleotide messenger RNA. RefSeq lists its product as uncharacterized. Gene Ontology annotation, cellular component: membrane. Gene Ontology annotation, molecular function: monoatomic ion channel activity. Gene Ontology annotation, biological process: calcium ion import across plasma membrane. The transcript is spliced from 25 exons. Lineage: Eukaryota; Viridiplantae; Chlorophyta; Chlorophyceae; Chlamydomonadales; Chlamydomonadaceae. Bases 372 to 7250 code for a protein of 2292 amino acids. The record is from RefSeq and is a predicted model, not a curated record.
AUUUACAUUGGCAUAAGAGGUAUACCAAGCUUUGAAUCCACCUUAUUUGAGAGCACGAGGGAAGGUUCUGCCUUAAUGACCUAACCCAUGGAACUUUAAAUCAUCUAUAUCUGACUGCUUAUGGAAAGCGCUUAGACAUCAGCUAGAUCGACGACGCGAGCCCCAGAGGCACGUUUGCGUCAGGAAGCUCAGCGCCCAAAACUUCGCUUUGCGAACUCCGCCGCGUAGUAACCUGGUCUUGUCAGCGCCUGAGCAGUAAAGCUGCACACGUUGCAUUAUGUGGCCAUUAUGGCCCGGCUCAAGAGAAUAACCCUUGCACACGGCGACCUUCAGACAAGUGACCUGCUGGGCUCAGGGCAGCGGGCCCGAACAUGAGCUCGGGGCACGUCGCGCUGCCGCUUGGCCCUAGCAAGGCGUUCCUGAGGGACCCCCGCGCGUUGAGGCUCGGGCUCAAGUAUGCCUACAUCUGGAAGACGCGCGUUGAGGCGCUGAGGCUGAAGACGCACUGCGCGCCCUCCUCCGACCGCUGCCCCGUUCACCACGUCAUCCUGCGGGCCGCCGAUGGAGCAGUCAACGUGUUGCGGCGGGAGCAGCUGCCGCGACUCAAAGCCGGCUGCCUGCCCUUCGCCGAGGCGCGUGUGCGGGCCCGCUUCAAAGACAUCCCGGCCCAGCUGCCGCCGCACCUGUACUUCGUGCCGCUGGACCACACCGUGUACCUGGGCGUGGACGCGCCCGACUUCGCGACGCUCCAAUUCACGGCCCCCACGCGCGUCUACAUCCUGCUGCCAACAGUCAUGCGGGAGCCCCGUUGGCUUCGCGACCACUUUGUCAAGUUCCGGGACCCCGGCUCCGGCAACCAUCUGGGCCUGCCCGCCUCCUGGCACUUCGGCAGCGGCAUGGCACUGCUGCUGGCCAGCGGCAUGCGCUACCAGGCCUUCGUGCGGCAGCGCUUCAUGGUGUGGGAGAGCAUGAAGACGUACUCGGCGGAUCAGGAGCUGGUGCUGGGCGGGCCGGGUCUAGCGGAGAUGGGCGACACGUGCUUCAUCAUCGCCGUCAGGUCCGUGGGAGCGGCGCCAGCAGCCGGAGCGGCGUCGCUGCCGCCCACCUACGCGUUCAGCCCCUUCCCGCUUGCCGGCGCGGGGGCGGGGGGCGCGCUACUCGGCCCCACCAGCGACACGCAGCUGGGUCCGGGCUUGUACGGCGGCUCCGGCACCUCCGGACACGCCAGCCGCAUGUUCCCGGCCGCUGCCGGCAGCAGCGCGGCGGCGGCGGCGGGCUCGCCGCGCGUGGCGGCGGCCAGCGACGAUGGCAGCGGCAAUUUCCGCAUCACGGGCGGCAGCCAACCGGCGAUAGGGGCGGAUGGCGGCCCGCCUAACCGCCCCAGCGACCCCGGAGCGGCCGGCAGCGCUACCUGGGAUGACCGCCAGUCGCGGCCGUCGGCUGGGCCGCCGCCGCUCUUCUGGCGCCGGGAUGGCGGCGGCGGUUGGGGGCAGGGCGUGAAUGGCGGCUAUGGCGGUGGCGGCGGCGGUGGCGGCGGUGCCGGCGCGCAGGAUGCGGCGGCGUGGCUGCUGCAGCGCUUCAUCAAGGUGGUCAAGCGCGACCGCGUGCAGGACCUCCGCGUGCUGCUGGAGUCGGAGCCGUGGCAGCGCUACUGCAUGUCGCCCGAGGAGGUGUCUUUCUUGCCGCCGGGCGAGCGCUGGCCCUGCACGGUGGACCUGGCGGUGGCCAACAUGAGUGUGCCGCUGCUGGUGGAGCUGGUGGACAGGGCGGGCUGCCACCUGAACUACCGCUCGCUCAAGCUGCUGGCGGCGCAGUGGGACCGCCUGCCCGACCACUCCCCGGGCGGCGGCGAGGGGCUGCUGCUGCGCUACCUGGUGCGGGCGCCCAACCCGCUGUCCGUCAUCGGCGCCUGCCUGCUGGCCAUGCGCGGGGAGCUCAACAGCGGCCGCAACCACAGCACCGCGCUGCAGGGCGCCGUGUCGCGCUUCAAGGCGGUGCAGCUGGAGCUGUUGGCGCAGCUGCACGACUCCUACUACCGCACCAGCGAGGAGGCGCGGCAGGACGCGGGUCUGCCGCUGCUGGAGGACAUCCUGGAGAACCCCGCCGCCAUCGCCCGGCCCCAAGCCGCGGCGGCGGGACUGCUGGCAGCCGCCGCCGCGGCGGCAGUGCCCAACGCCAUCGGCGGCCCCGCCGGCGGCCCCGCGGCAGGGACCGCGGCUGGGGGCGGCGCAGGCGCGGGCGCGGGCGCGGCUGCGGCUGCGGCGGCUGCCGGCGCCGCGCCGCCUGCUCCGCUGGUCCUGAGUGACUACUCGCCGCUGCGGCUGGCGUUCCGGGACUACGACACCCAGUUCAUGAGCGCACAGCUGGUUGAGGGCUACACGCGGCGGCGCUGGCUGGGCCCCGAGUACAGCCAGCUGACGGCGCUGGACGGCCACAACCGCCUCAGCGGCCUGGACCCGCUGUUCGUCUACACGAUUGUGGAGAACCUGGGCUUCGUUGGCGACGCCGGCCACUCCUCCAUGCAGGCCACCAUGCGGCUGUGGCACCUGGUGACGCUCACCAGCCCCGCCUUCUUCCGCUCGCCACGCGGCCGCUGGGCCGUCAAGUUCAUGUCCACCUUCGCCUUCCUGGGCAUGUACAUGGCGGUGCUGUCCAGCUACCAGGACAUCCGCGCGCCCGACGGCGGCCCCUGGCGCGCGCUGCACUGCGCCUUCGUGGUGUUUGCGGCGGGCAACGUGCUGGAGGGGCUGGAGGUGAUGGCCAUGAGGUACCGCAACAGCGCGGGCCGCUACUUCACGUCUGCUCCGGGCGAGGUGGUGGGCUGGCUGGUGGACGCCGGCAUCAUUGCCUCGGUGCUGCCCUGCCUCAUCACCGCGUACAUGGACCAGGGCCACGCCGCCAGCCACUUCAGCAAGGACCAGUGGACCAUGUUGCGAAUGGCGCAGGCCACACUCGCCAUCUUCGUGUGGGUGCGCAGCCUACUGGUCAUGGUGCCUCUGUACCGCAAGCUGGGUCCGCUCAUCCGCACCAUGAACCGCAUGGCCGGCGAGAUCCUGGCCUUCGUGCCCCUCUACGUCAGCGUCACGCUGGGCUUCGCGGCCGCGUUCCACACCUCCGUGGGCACCGACGUGCCCGCCUACGACUCCUGGACGUCGGCGGUGCGCACGCUGUUCUCCGCCAGCCUGGGCACCUUCUCCUACGACGACCUGGAGGGGCUGGACGAGCGCGCGCGGGUGUACGCGCAGCUGCUGCUGUCCACCUACCUGGUGCUGGCCGCCAUCCUGCUCACCAACCUGCUCAUCGCCAUCAUCAGCUACAAGUACAGGCCGGAGGAGGUGCGGGCGGAGAGUGUAUUCGACUUGGCGGAGAUGGUGGACAGGUACCGCUUCCAGGUCAAGCACAACCUGAUCUGCAGCCCCUUCAACCUGCUGCUGCUGAUCUUCACGUGGCUGCCCGCGUCGCCCAUGCCCAAGCUGCCGCCGUACGUGUGGGUCAAGUACGGCCUGACGCCGCUGGACGGGCUCACGUUCGCCACGCCCGGCUACCCCACCACGCCGGGAGGGAGGGACGAGAUCCCGCACCUGUGCUACCUGCUCACGCUCUUCCCCCUCAUCAUUGUCACAGCCAAUGUGCUGUACUUUGUGCACGCGCCCUACGCCGUCAUGUACUGGGCCUUCACCGGCCACAAGAAGCUGCUGCGGGAGCUGCUGGGCACACACCCCUCCCACUCCGGCAGCGGCGGCCCCAGCAGCGGCACCGCAGCCGACGCCGCCGCCGCCAGCGGCCACAGCACUACGCGCCCGGGCGCCAGCGGCCCGUCCCGCUUCAUGCCGCCCUUGGGUGGCAACUCUGGCGUGUUCAAUCUUGGGCGUGCAAGCCCCACGACGUCCGGCGCGGGGCAGAAGCCGGAGCCGGCGCGGCCGUCGACAGACUGGUUCUCGGGCCCUGCGGCGGCUGGGUCCGAAGGUGGGCUGGGUGGUGGCGCCGUCGGUGGUGGUUCCGGCGGUGGCGGGAAGGAGGUGUUAAAGCUGUCGGCUGUGGCGGCGAGCGCCAUCGCGGCGGCGGCGGCGGCGGGGCCGGCGUCUUCGGACGGCAGCGGCAGCGGGGGCGGAGCCGACGGCGGCGGAGGCAUGCGUGGCAGCGGCAGUGGCCACGGCGGCGGGAACGGCACCGCCGCCAAUGUGGCGGGCGCCAGUUGGGUGCGGCGGCAGCAGAUGCAGCAGCAGGUGCAGCAGCAGCAGCAAUACGGGAUACUCGGUGCGCCGGUGGUGCGAAACAGUGAGGAGACUGCCGCCGCCGGCUCCGAUGGCCGUCAAUCGCUGGAGGACCCCUUCCACAGGCUGCAGCAGCUACAGCCGCCUCGGCAGCAGCAGCAGCAGCAGCCGCCAAGGGCGGGGCCGGGGCCGAUUGCCGAGAAGGUUGAGGGCGACAGCGGCGCGAGCCACGCGGGCGCUCCUCUCAAGGGAGCCUCCUACACCACACUGCCCUUGUCGCCGCUCGGCCGGUCCCCCAAGGGCGCCGAAGCGGGGGCGGGAGCAGGAGGUGCGGGCGGCGGAGGAGGUGGAGGCGGUCCCGGCGGCUGGGGCGGCAACAUCAGCAACCUACGCUCCAAGUCCAUGCGCUCCAUGCACGCCUACGCGUUGGGGAGCCGCAGCGUCGGCAGCGGCAGCGGGAGGAGCCUGUCGGCGCACGUGGACGAGGCCAACCUGUACGACGACCUCACGUACGACAACGCCGCCGUACAGCCGCCGUACAUGAUGCUGAUGCAGCUGGUCACAUUUUCUGGCCUGCGCGACGCGGCGGUGGCGGCGCUGCGCACGGGCGUGCUGCUGCUGGUGGGCACGCUGCUGUACGUGCUGGUGAUGGGGCUGCUGGGCGGCACGCUGGGGUGCUGUCUGGUGGUGUGGGUGGGGUCGGUGGGCGUCAGCGUCUACCGCGUCGUGGCGGGCGCCUGGCGCGGCGCAUUCGGCGACCUGGGCGGCGGCGACGGCGGCAGCUGCCUGUGCGGCUAUGACGGAGACGUGGGCGUCGGCGGCGUACGGCGCAGGGACGGUGACCUGGGCGGCGGCGGCGCGUUCGGCCCCGGCAAGGGCGGCAGCACCCGCAUCGCCAGCCUGGCCCGCGCCGCGCGGCUGCGCUCCUCCCAAAGCACCUACCUCACCAAGUCCCAGGUCGAGUCGGCGGUGCGGAGCGUGUACGCGGCUGCCAACGUCCUGUCCAUGUGGACGGCGGGCGGAGGAGGAGGGGGAGGCGGCGGCAGCGUGGGCGGUGGGGGCGGCGGCGGCGGCGCGAGCGCAGGCGCGGCGCUGUGGGCGGCGGCGUCCACCAAGGCGCGGCGCGCGAUCUCGGCGCGUGCGGGUGUGGGGCUCCGCGGCGGCGGCGGCGGCCCGGGCACGGCGGCGGCUGGCAUCAUGUCCAGUGUGUUCAGCAUCAAGCAGCGCUACCCGCAGCACGGCUCGCCGGCCGCCAGCGGCAGCGCCCAGAACUCGCCCGUGCACCCCAGCGGCCGGGGCUACGGCGGCGGCGGCGGCGGCGGCGGCGGCGCAAUGUCCGUCCGCUGGCAGUCGCAGCCGUUGCCGUCGGCCCUGCAGCGGCAGCUGCAGCAGCCGUCGCAGGAGUGGUCGCGGCGGAGCAUGAUGGAGCUGGACGAAACAGGUCCCGCUGCUGAAGCAUCAUCGCCGCCAGCUUCUCAGCAACAUCAACGACAACAGCGACAGCAGCAGCCGCAGCAGCAACCGCAGCAGCAGCCGCAGCAGGUGCCGCAGCAGGUGCAGCUGCCGGCGCUGCAACCAGCGGACGGCCCGCUUUCGCCGGUGGGCAGCAUGGAGCGCCCGUCGCCGCCGUCGCUGUUCGGCAUGGUGCGCCGGGCCGCGGCCGUGGACGCCGGCGCCAGCCUCGUGGAUGUGGAAAGCAUCUACCCGGGGCCGGGCUUCACUGGCGGCGUCAGCAGCACAGCAGGCAACGCAGCGGCUCCGGAGCUAGCAGCGCCUUCGCAGCCAGCCGGGCUGACGCUGCCACCGGCGGCGGUGGCGGAGGCGGCGCUGUACCUGACCUCGCCAACGAGCUCAGUGGGACUCACCGACGACGCCCGGUCGGUGAGGCAAGCGACGGCGGAGCGGUCGGGUGCUGGCGCGCUGGCGGCGGCGAGCGGCAGCGCUGCCAGCGCUCGGCCGCUGCCGCUGUCACCUAUCGCAACGGGCAUUAGCGUCAGCGUGGCAGAGGCGGUUGGGGCCGCGCCGCUCCUUCCGCAGCCAUUGGCUCAGCCUGGCCGCAGCGAGGCGGCAAUGGCACGUCACUUGCGACUGUACGACGCCGCCGCCACUGGCGCGGCGGGUGCGGAAGCCGCCGCCAUGUCGCUGGAGGAGCUGGAGCGGGAGGUGCACGGCGGCGGCCUGGGGGUGGCAGGGGGUGCUGCUUCGCAGGCGGCGACUCAGGUGCCCUCGCGGCAGUCGACUGACGCGGGCCUGGCACCGGGUGGAGAGGUGCUGCGCCUCCCGUCCUCCAUGUUCCCGCCCCCGAUUGUGCCGCAACCGCCGCAGCCGCCCGCUGCGGCGUCGGCGGCGCCUGCGGUGCCGCCUUCUUCCUCCCGGUUAGUGCCCAUGCUGCGCAACACCUCGGGCCGGCGGCUGGCGGUGCCGUCGCGGCCAUCGCUGGCGGAUGGCGUCGCCGCCUCGCUGGGCGGCGGCGCUGAGGGCGGGGCGGUGCAGCUGCCGCCCCUGCCUGAGAUGCAGCCAAUUUCCAUGGCUGUGGCCUCCGUGUGUGAGCCCGAGCGCCUCAGCCGCAUGUCCAGCACUGGCAGCUCGAACUUGCCCUGGCUCAUGGCGACGGGCACCAACGUCGCGCCCGCCACGCCGUCAGUUGCCGGCGGCGGCGCGGCGGCGCUGCCUUAUGGCGGCGUGGGCGUGCUCGCCAGCGCCAACGCCAGUGUCGGCAGCGUCUCGCUCACCACCACCGGCGGCCUGUUGUUGCCGCUGAUGGGGUCCAAGGGCGCGAACCUGCCCGGCUUCAUCUCCACAAUGGCCAGCGGCGCGAUGCCCUUUGGCGGCGGCGGGCACGGAAACACGCCGUCGCCGGCAGCUGUGUCGGACCAGCUGUCGGUGCUGCAGGCGCAGGUGAGCGCGCUGAGCGGGCUGGUGCAGCGGCUGGUCGAGCAGCCGCCCUCGCGCAGCGGUAGCCUGGCCAGCGCGAGUCCCGGCGAUGGCGCAACGCCACGGCAGCUGAGCGGGGGCGUGGACGGCAACGGCAUUUGAGCACCAUGAUGUGCACACCAGGAUGACUAGCAGCGGCCCCGGGCAGCGUGAGCGUGAGCUGCGGGUGUUGUGGCAGGGGGUGUGUGGCGGACUGGAUUCCUUGGUGAGGGUGCUUGGGACGUGUGGGUAUGAAUGCGUGGAGGAUGUGUGCGUGUGUACGCUCGUGUGAGGGCGGCACGGACUAUUAGGGGGGAUGAGGAAGCUGCCGCUGGCAGCGUCUGGAAGGCGCGGCGUUGAGGCGGAGGGCUGUGGGAACACACCGAACACUUGCUUGCUCACACUUUUGUGAUGAGGACAUCUGUCAAGUCUGGAACUACUAUGGCAUUUUAUGAACCCAGCCACUGGGGUCAGAAUUGGGUCGCUCAAUCGCAAGUCAGCAGGCUGGAGUGUUGUGGCGUAAUGAACUUCAUACCUUCUCAUCUUGAUUGCUCGCGGCGCACGGGCGUUCGCCCCUGUGGCUACGAGUGCUGUGAGACCGAGACAGCGAGACGGGAGUGUGUUUUUGGUUGAGGCGACUGAGCGUGACAGACUUCGCGUGAUGUGCAAACUGAUGCGUGAUCACCUGGGGGCCUUGGCUGUCCUUCGCAAUCCGUGUAUUCCGAGCCAAGCAUUGAUCUUUGUCACUGGCCGCGACAUCGAAAGCUUGUCAUUCAAUCCGCGACAUUAGUGUGCAUGCGGAAUUUGCAUGUGUUGUGGGCCGCACGUAGCACGGGACUGUGACUGUGAUGCGGUUGUGGGGGUGAUGUGGGAUGGAGCACGUCGCUGCUGCACCCACAUGCAAUCGAGUGCUGGGUAUGUAAGCUCAGUGUGAAUUUAUGUUUUAUACUGCUUCACUCUAUCACGUAUUUGCUCGCUGCACAAGAGAGGGUCACAAAGAAAGUGCAACGUCGGCUUUGUUGCUCUUGCACUGCAUGAGGGGGGGGGUUAGUGUGGGGCGUUCCGCAGAGUGCUCGCCCGUGCCAGCGUGCCUUGUGACGGGUAGAGGGGCCAGGAGCGCCGGCGCGAAGGUGUGCGCGGGGCCUCGCCAGCCUUCCGAGGCCGGUGUGUGUGUGGCUUGCCUCACCAUGCGGUUGCCCGCGGCAGCAGCCGCAGGGUCCGCCGCGGUCAGUGCCUCGCGCCUAUGUCCUGGGCUGAUGUAUCGGGCUGCAUCCCGUGUCUGACUGUGAUUUGUGUAACAUGUCGGAAAGAAUUGACUUGCAGCGGCUUGUGGGGGUUGGGGUGACGCGCCCUGCCGGCUGUGGGAAAGAGGAUAGCGUGCGCAUGCUCCUUCUACGUUGCUCAAGUCUCUGCACACGACAACAGGGAGCAUCCCUUGCAUGCCUGACAUAUUCCGGUCUCCA